AACCUCCACCACCACAACCACACACACGCACCAAAGCGCCCAUCCCCACUUCUUGCUGCCGGUUGAACCUGCGCGGCAUGCUGGCGCUAGGUACCCGCAGAGACGCAGGCACUCCUUCACUCCAUUGAUCUCCCACCUCACCAACCCGGCAGCUUCCUCGCCCUGUCCUGCUGUUCGCCAUGGCCAAAGGAGAGCUCAUCACCCUCGGCGCGGCUGCCACCGCUCUCGGAGGCGCCUACAAGCUCGCCGAGUUCCUCACAAAGGCCAAGCGCGUUCGUGAUGUCGGCCCCUCCAACGCCGUCUACGUGCGCAUCAUCGGUCGCGUCCGCUCUGAUCUCGAAGAGGUGCGCCGUCUGCUCUCGGUCCGCGAAAUCCACGACAUCCUCGAGGCCAACCACGAAAAGUCCAAAUGGGUCUACGGCUGCAUGCGCGAUGUGCGCGGCGCCCUCGAGAACAUUGCCCCUCACACCGAGCGCGUCGCUGGCGACAUUGAGGACGGCCGCCGUGUUGGCAUGAGGCACCGUGUUUACUGGCUCAUCAGCGAGAAGGAAAAGCUCGAGAACAGGGAAAAGGAACUCGUAGUUGCCCACAACAGUCUCCGCGAGGUCCUCGGCUACUUGACCACUCUGGAGCCCAUUGAGGAGCCCCACAAGCCCAAGAAGGACAAGAAGGAGAAGAAGGAGGAGACGCACAUCGACAUUGAGAUUCAUCAAGAGGCUCCCCCUCCUCCCCCUCCUGCUCCCGCCCAUGCUCCUGCUCCUGCUCCUGGCCACCACACUACCCAUACGACGCACAUUGACCGGGACAUCUACAUUGAGCGCGAUGCCGGUGCUCCCAGGCGCGUUGAGGAACACCGCGAUGUCUGGGUUGAGCGCGACCACCAGCCGCCUGCCCACUACCAGGAACACCGUGAGGUCUAUGUCGAUGAACGCGAGCGUGGCCCCCAGUACUACGAUGACCGUGGCCGUGGUCCUCCCCCUCCUCCCCACCACCACCACGAUGCCCACUGGGAACACCACGGCCGUGAGCCCCGCUACGAGUCCCACUACGACGAGCGCUUCGAGCAGCAGGACCACUACCGUUCCCAGUAUCCCAUUGAGACGCGCGAGACGUACCAGCAGAACCGCCUGUACCCGGAGCCCCUAGGUCGUCCUGCCGAAGCCUUUGAGGAACGUCUUCCCGAGCGCGAAACUUGGCACCAAAGCAGCGCCCGCAACCAACGCCCAGGUCAGUACGGCCCCUACGGAGCACAGUAUGCCGAAUACGGUGCCCCUCAGCCUAUUGGCGCAGCCCACUACGCCCGUAGGUUCAAAGGAGAUCCAGGCUUUGGCGACGAAGAAAUACUAAAUCCGCAACCAGUGCCGUUGGACAGGAAGUACGCCGAACGCGAGAUGUGGAUUGAACAAAAGGAGGACUACCGCUUCGAUCAGUAUGGGAACCGCUUGCCGGAUAGGAUGUUCCAGCCACCUGUUCCUCGACCCUAUCGCAGCCGCAUGUGAAAAUGGCAUGCCUUCUUGGUUACGAUCAAAUCUCGUUUUCACUGUUAUGAGCCUCUUUGUUCCCCCCUUAGUGUCUAAACAUGCAACCCCCACACCCACACACCCGAGCCCAAUGUUUUUAUGUAGUUGAAAUUCAAGUUGAUACCUCCCCCCCCCCUUUAAUUAUAUGUUCCUCUUUGCUAAUUCAAUCAUGUGUCAUGUUAUUGUCAUUC
Bipolaris maydis ATCC 48331 is the source of this 1711-nucleotide messenger RNA. RefSeq lists its product as uncharacterized. Lineage: Eukaryota; Fungi; Ascomycota; Dothideomycetes; Pleosporales; Pleosporaceae. The record is from RefSeq and is a predicted model, not a curated record.